AUGUGGGCGGGAGGGCUGGUUGGCGCGCUAGUCCCGAUGGGGGUUAGCGGCAGGUCUCCGCGCAAAGAAGAUCCGGAAAGCGUCAAAGUCAGUCCAUCUCGGUUCCUCGCCAGCUUCUCCUCAUCCUCCCUGCUUUCCCCUCCUGUCAUCGCCAUGGCGUCCUUCCUCCAGUCUCGCCCGGUCCUGUCGGCCGUUCGCAAGCAGUCGACCGCCGUGCCUUUCGGCCUGCAGACCUCGUCUCAGUCCAUGCUUUCUCGUUCGGGGACGUGUAGCUCAUUCUCGUCACUAUGUUCCUCGACGAGGUCGACCAACUCUCAAAAUCCUCGUCAAUCUCUCUCCUCUACCGUCCCUACACAACAAAGCCGCACCUUUCUGGUACAAUUCCGACGCCAAUCCCAGUCCCUGAAAGAGAACCCCCCGUCGAAAUUUCCUCCGGCCGAUUUGCAACUUACCAACCUUCCCUACUUCAUCCGUCGCACACCCUCCAACCAACUCCCCGUGUACCUGAUCACGAAAGCCGGCGGUACCAAGCAGCAGACCAAGCUUCAAAAGACUGAGGGAGAUCUGGAUGCCUUGAGGAAGGACCUGGCACAAUUUUUGGGGCUCGAGUCCGGCGAUCCUGCCGCUCCCCAGAGUCCGGAUGUUGCCAUCAACCGUCUGACAGGGCAUAUUCUGGUCAAGGGUUGGCGGAAACCCGAGAUCCAGCAGUUCCUGUUGCAGCGCAACUUCUAA
Messenger RNA from Aspergillus steynii IBT 23096, 732 nucleotides. Its product is annotated as mitochondrial 54S ribosomal protein mL49. Bases 1 to 732 code for a protein of 243 amino acids. Gene Ontology annotation, biological process: translation. Gene Ontology annotation, cellular component: ribosome; mitochondrial large ribosomal subunit. Lineage: Eukaryota; Fungi; Ascomycota; Eurotiomycetes; Eurotiales; Aspergillaceae. Gene Ontology annotation, molecular function: structural constituent of ribosome. The transcript has 3 exons. The record is from RefSeq and is a predicted model, not a curated record.